AUGAAAACAAAGCUCGCGCGCCACGCACUGACUCAUUCGGACAAGAAAGCGUUUGGCUGCCACGUUUGCGGCCGAAAAUUUUCCCGGAGAGACGCACUGAGGGUACAUGCCCGUACGCACACUGGCGAGAAGCCUUACACCUGCCACCUAUGUCCCGCUACGUUCGCGCACUUCUUCACGCUGAAAAGGCACGUCGCAAGCCACACCGGCGAGCGACCUCACAGGUGCGACAUGAGUACGCUGAAGGCGCAUGUUCUGACCCACACCGGCGAGAGACCUCAUAGGUGCGACGUGUGCGGCAAGACAUUUGGGCGAAGAGGAACUCUCUCGCGUCAUGAGCGCACACACUCAUCGAGUAGCCGAGCUUCACUGUGA
This is a messenger RNA of Rhipicephalus sanguineus (brown dog tick), 375 nucleotides long. RefSeq names its product protein krueppel-like. Bases 1 to 375 code for a protein of 124 amino acids. The record is from RefSeq and is a predicted model, not a curated record. The transcript is spliced from 2 exons. Gene Ontology annotation, biological process: regulation of transcription by RNA polymerase II. Gene Ontology annotation, molecular function: DNA-binding transcription factor activity; RNA polymerase II cis-regulatory region sequence-specific DNA binding. NCBI's taxonomy places the organism in Eukaryota, Metazoa, Arthropoda, Arachnida, Ixodida, Ixodidae.